GCCUCCCCCACCCACCCCCGCCCCCUUCCUCUCCCUGCCGCUCUUGUCUUAGCCUCGCCUCCUGCCUCUGCUGCUGCUGCUAGUCUUCGCAGUGCCACUCCUUCCUCCCUUUGCUGCUGGCUGCGGCGCUGUCCUGCCGUGUCAUUUUUCUUCGUUUUUUUCCCUUCUUGUCCCCCUCCUCUUCUCCCCUUUUGACUAGUUAUUUCGAUUCCUGUGCGCCGCGUGGUGCUGCGAAUCAUUUACAUAGGGUUUUUCCGUAGGACUGAGGGUUAGGGUGCUCUGUAAGUGGCUCCUCCCAAUUUUUUGCCGCGGCUUUGGUUUCUGGUGUGGCUCUACGUGUGUGCUGCUUCUGGGUAGGGUCUGGGGUCAAUCGUUUUCGGUUGCUCCUUGGGUCUUGGACAUUCGUGCUCGUGAUUGCUCGAGUUUUUAUUUAUUUUUGUAUUUAUUUUUGUAUUUAUUUUUUUGCUUUGUUUUGUUUAUUUGAUUGUUUGUUUUUAGUUUAGUUUAGUUUGUUUGUUUUUGAUUUGUUGGAGUAUUUGUGUGUGACGUUAGGUUGCAGGAAAGUUAUAAUCGGUUGAUCGGGUUGUUUUGUGUGCUUUCUUGGCCUGUGUCGUUGUUUAUGUGAAGUCUCUUAUUUCACUACUCUGUUUUUGGAUGUUUUCUUGAUUCCCGUUUAUGCAUCGGGAGCGUCGCCCCUGCGACCUCUCUCUCCCCCCCUCUCGCUUGCUUAUGUACCAUUGAGCUUUUAAUUACAGUUCAAAUCAUACAGCGUGGAGUAGAUUGAGUUCUAUUUCAUUGUUAUUCGUCCUGUUGACGCUCGAAGUUUUCUUUGCUUCUUUAGGUCAAUAAGUUCUUAUUCAGACUGAUAGUUGUGAUUAGGAUCCAGCUUCUGUAGACUUGUUUCAGUUCCUUGCAUCCGUGUCUAGUAGUAUUAAAGACGGCGGGUCAGGUGGGAAACAAGGACAACAAAAUGUCAAAGAAGAAAAUGCCCCGGGCUGUCAUGACACUGAAGGAUUUCCAUGGCGGUUCGAUUCCUUCAGAUCUGCCCUUGCCAUCUGCCCCUGGAAUGACUGUCGACCGGAGCGCGUAUGAAAGGCAGGGCUCAGGCGCUUGGAGCAGCCCUUCUCUUGGAAGAGGUUACGGAGGCAAUGAUCGUGGUGUCGGACAUUUCAGGCAGGGUACAACCAAUGGAGUUAGGACAUUUGAAGAUAAGGCAUCCUUUUUCCCAAACCCAGCAAACAUUGGCCGGAAUUACGAGGAGGAUGAAAGGAAGCCAGUGGACGGUCGACCCCGCAGUGGUCACGCAGACCGUUACGAAGACCAUAGUUACGAGGAUCAGCGCCCUCAUUCUAGCUAUGAAAAACCGGUUGAUCGGUUCUCUGUGGAGGAGCAGGGGAGCUAUGCGCCGACGCGAUCAUUUGGUCGAGUUACUGAUACUGGCAACUACGGACAGGGAGACGGACAGGGUUACAGACAACAGUCAGCAUCCGCGUAUGUGACAGAGCAGGUUCCCCCUGUUAGUGGUAAUCAGUCGUCUUAUACGCAGGCAUCUCAACAAAAUCUGCUCCGCACUCGACCAGCAUCUCCACCCAGCAAUUGGAGGCAACAAUUACAGCAGCCACCUGCUGCAGGAAUAGCUGCCUCUCGAUCCACUGGUCCUAAUGUCUGGCCAGCUCGCCAAGAUGGGACUAGCACUCGCACCUCUGAAUCUAUGCACAAUGAGAACAGGAGUGCAGCUCCGUGGAGAGCGCAGACUACUCCGACAAGAUCAGACGUUGCUUCCAUAGAGAAGGCUCCUCAAGGUAGUUGGCAGUCCGAACCUGAUCGCUCGGCACCUGUUCAUGCAGCUGAGCUGAAUCCGAUUCGUGGAUCUGUCUUUUCUGACCAUGGCAGUAAGCGUCCAUCUGCAGAGCAAAGUGCAGUUGCUUUCGUUUCCGACAGCCGUGUAGAACAUGUUGCUCAAGGUACGUACCCUGAGAGCAACAGAGCAGGUCAUGAGAACCCUGGACGAGGGGCUUACUUGGAUAGCGGAAGUGGGGCCUAUUCGGACACUGGUAGACGUCCUUAUGGGGACGGGUAUGUAGAUGUGGGAGGGCGUGGUGCCUAUCAAGAGCAUAAUCGUGGAAGUUACAGUGAAGACCGCCGGAGAGUCAGCGAUGAGAGGUCUCUCGAGUUCGACGAACCUCUAAGAAGUGGGAACUCUGAGCGCAUCACAUUUUCAGAUUCUGGAAGGACUGUGUAUCCAGACACUGGUCGUUACAGUGGAGAGCUUAAUCGUGGUGUGGAUUAUCCGGAUAAUGGUCGUCGGGAUAUUCGCGAUCAACCGAGACCGGAAUACAUCGAAAGCAGCAGGGAGCGGGAGCCUGUGGAUAAUAACAGUGGUGGCUAUACUGAAGCUAGUCGGGGUAGCCAGGACAAUGUAGCGAGAGGUGCCUACAAUGAAAGAGGUCGAUCUGGUUACGGAAGUGCGAGAGGUAACUACGGGGACAAUCCUCGCAGUGCCUACAGUACCGAAGGCCCUCGAGAUUCACAUGGCCCAGUUAGUUUCCGCGGAAACUAUUCUGCGGAAGGUUCUGCACCUGGCCCUUACCUUCGAGAAAGUGGGUAUGGAGUGGAUAAUAGUGCCACUAUUUAUGGUGAAAGUCAGGAUAGAAGCAGAAGUCCUUUUGUUUCAAAUGGCUCACGGUCUCCUCCGCUUGUGGACGGAAAUAGAGGUGGGUACAGUUCAUCAGAUUCUGGUCCUGCAGAUGCCUCUCGAGGACCAGUCUCUGCUGCUCCUGUUGCAGAGAGGCGACGCCUAAAGCUACUGCCUCGCACUAAACCCCUGGAGUCUGCUGCUCCAGUUGGUACCGAAGGGGCAGUAACCGAGGAGAGCUCGAAGGAUCGUGUUCUCGAGGUGGAAGAAAAGAGGCCCGCUGAGGUUCUAACGCUGGAUGUUAUCAAGGGCGAAGGUCGCGAUGGAGGUGAUAGUAAUCUGGGAAACUCGCUUAGUAACGAAGAUCUCAGCCGACCAUCUGAACGUCCUAAGCUUAACUUAAAGCCUCGGUCCCAGCCAGCCGAGCCUGGGGUUGAUCUCGACGGCAACGUCAGGCAAACAGUUUUUGGUGGUGCUCGUCCUCGAGAGCUUGUUCUCAAAGAGCGUGGUGUCGAUAACCCCAUAGUUCAUGAUGCUGCUCCAACACCUGUCGCGGCUAUUCCCAGCAAGUCUGAGCGGCAAGAUGGUGGGCGGACGGAAGUUCCCAACAAUUGGGGUGAUGAAAAGCAAGAGUCAACUAGGCGCUAUGAACCUCGUGGUGCCCGCUCCAUGGAGAAGCAAAGCUCUGCUUUUCCAGAGAGGCAAGAUGGGAGCCGUGUCCCUGGUGACUCUAAGGAUUAUCGACGUGGAGAUAUUGACAAGCAUGACGUCAGAGACAGAUUUGAGAGUAAUCGGUCUUAUGAUCGUCAGGAGAGUCGAAACCGUGAUGGCCAAGACUCUCAACGUGAUAUCGACAAACAGGAUAGUUGGCGCCGGCCUGCAUCUCCUCCUGCACCUGCUCCAGCUCCUUCUGCAUUGCUCGAUUCUUCCAACCGCCAGAAUUCUGGCAGGCUCGGUUACACUGCUCCUGCCUCGGCUUUGGAGCUGGUGCAAGCUUUCUCUAGGUCCACAAGCUUAGGUUCUCCAAUCGUCGGGGGUAUGAAUCGCACAAAUAGUGGCAAUCAACGUGGUUCAGUCAGUUCAGGCAUUCGUCCUGGCCAGAAUUACGGGUCAUCUGGUUAUCACGCAGGACCCAUAAAUGGGAAUAUUGGAGGUUAUCAUGGCAAGGAUGCGCCAUUUUCUCGCCUUGCAGAAGCCCCGGCUCCAGUUUACACUGGUGGUCAAGGAAACGAUUACAACGGUUUUAACAGUGGCAGCAGAGGUUAUGGUACUGGAUCCAAUGAGUCAAACUGGGGCUCAUCUCAUGGACGUUCAGACGAUGACUUUCCAGGAAAGAGAGGUCUUCCUUUACGUCGCCCAUAUGAGUAGGCUUCAGAUUAUUCAAUACUCGUACGGAGUCUUUUCACUAUAUAGAUGGGAACCUGUAGCAAUCAUUCAGAAGAGCUUGUGCAUCUCACGGAACCAUUGUUUGUUUGUAGGCGAGAAACGCCGCAGUUAAUUGUAGAAGCUUGUUGUUUUUUUUAAGUUCAUCGUAGGCUGGUUGGGGGAUGCUAUGAUGACAUUUGCACUGUGUGUGCUCUUGAACUUGUUCUUGAGCAUGCUCUCCAAGUGUUUAAGUGGCCAAGUUCUGCCUCCUUUGUUUUUUUGGUAGAUCAUAGGUUACAGGCUGUCUGUUUGGCAUAGUACAUGAGUGGUGAUUGCAGAGGAGUAGCGAGAUAGUCCAUUUUAUUCACCAUCUCAAGUGCGUGGCCGUCUGCUUUUAGUUUCUAUGGCAAAUAGUCUAAUGGACCUUUUGUUAUGAAGAAGUGGCAUUUAGGCAGUUUUGUUAUGUCCGCUAAGAUUUUGAGCAUGUUUGUUUCACCUUGAAGUUAAUAGGCAUCCUUCUUUUGCUCUUUUGUUUAUUUACAUGGUCACAUUGGCCUGACUUUAGUGGAGAUACUGGCUUAGUCAUGUUCAUAUAUCUCAUUUCGAAAUUUAUGAGUAUGGCCGCGCUUUAAUUCAUUUA
Molecule: messenger RNA, 4640 nt
Organism: Physcomitrium patens
Lineage: Eukaryota; Viridiplantae; Streptophyta; Bryopsida; Funariales; Funariaceae
Molecular function (GO): mRNA binding; translation initiation factor activity
Source: RefSeq, a predicted model, not a curated record